CCCAGUCUUGGUAAUCAUCAAAUAAAACGGAGCAUUGCCCGGUCAUCUUUUGCACAUAGACUCUCGACGCAUUUCCUUCUAACAACCCGUGGAACUCAUCGUUUGGAGUUCUAUGGUAUUGAGAUCUUACGAUCGACCGUGCUCGAAUUUUGUAUCCCCUUUCUGGUUUGAAGGGUAACGCUCCAGCCCAUCAUCUUUAGUUGGGUGACUUGAUUCUUAUUUACAACGACUUACGACUAUACGCCAUAAUGACCAAGGACUGGAAUUCCGUUCGCGCGACGAUUAAAGAGCUUUCUGUUGACCAGAAGAAAAGCCUUGAAGAUGUGAAAGCAAUCAUGGAGAAGAAACAUAAAUUCCGAGCUUCAACGAGAGCAUAUCGGAUGAAGCUGAAAGAAUGGAAAUUCACGAGAUAUAAGAGGAGAGGUGGACGGGCCAUCUCAAUAGACGAUGACGCACCCACAGGAGAUGUAGACAGUGAUAUGGAUAGCGAUCUCACAAUGACACCUGCAGAACAGAUUGAGUCUGUGUUAGACGGGGCCGAGGACUUGAUUACCACCAUGGAUCCUGUCGUCCAAGCCGGCACCAUGACGACAAACAUUUUGAUGGACUUGCUCGAGUGUGUAUUAGAUGCCGAAUCAGAAAAGCUGGAAUCGCUUCUCAUGAACCGCCCGAAUUACGUCAAUUUACCCAUCGGUCUUCCUUUCGAGGCACUUGGCGGUCGCUUCUUCAACCACCCUGCCAUGAGGGAGUGCGUAAUUUUACAACAUGGCGGCCAGACACUGCUGGAUAUUGCGUGCGGACUGCCUCCAAGUGCCUGCUUAUGGGUUCUUAUGGGCCAACAGGCCAAAGGAUCUCGACAUCCACUCGGAACUGAUCUUGCUCUUCACAACGCCAUCAAAAACGGGAGAGCGUUUACAGUGAAAUCGCUGCUUCAGUACAACUCGAAUGUCAAUGGAUUUCCCGAGACGACCUGGAAGCCUCUAAUGCAGGCUGCCUUUUGGAAUAUGCCUGACAUCACCCGCAUUCUUUUGGACAAAGGCGCGAUAGUGGAUGGAACUGCUGCCCCUCUCGAUGGGAAGAACUUCAAAUCUGCCCUUCAGAUGGCCCUGGAGAAGCGAGUUGAUGGCUACUUCAAUCCAACAGUAAGAGAACGUAGUGCGAGAAAUGUGAAGAUGCUCCUUGAGGCAGGUGCCCAAAUUCAUGUUCCGCCCGCUGAGGUCACAAAAUCAGAUGGAUCCAAAGAGGCUCUGACAGCAUUUGAAGUUUUUCUGAAGCCUUGGCAACAUGACGCCUCCUGGAUAAAAAAUGUCGAUGCACUAGAGUUGGAUUGCCUGGAGGCUUUCAUUCGUAAAGGUGCUGACCUGCAAACUUCCUUUACCGCCUUUCCUUGCUCGGCCACGGCAAACAAUACUUUCGAACAUCAGGUGUUAUGGCAUUCGACACCGAAAAUAUCAAGACUGUUGGUAGAUUUUGCCACACCUAUCCCCGGUGCCAAUGGCUGCAAUCUACUACAUGAUCUCCUCGGUAGCUGCCCAGAAGCCAAGCGACAUCCGGCAGAUACAUUACGAGAUAUCGAAGUUCUUCUCAAGAAUGGUGCCGAUCCGAAUUUGGUCGAUGCGAAUGGCAUGACGCCUUUGCGGAAUUGCAUCGAUCACUGCCCAAGUGUAGAUGUGGUCGAGCGUCUACAAAUCCUUCUUUCUCGGGGCGCCGAUCCAGAAGCGAACGACCGCACCGGCAUCCAGCCCAUAGUCCGCGCUGCACGAACAUUCAGCGAGCCCAUCCUCUCCAAGAUCAUGGAUGAGAUGGUCAAGAAGUUUCGCGGCCGAUACCCACAGAACAUUAAUGGACAUUCGACAUGGACUCCGGGCUACUUCCCCAUGCCAACCAAUCCAACCUUUGAGGAAGUGCUCGGAUACACGUGCCAAAACGGUCAAUUCACUACCGAUCUCGACAACAUGCUCCCAGUCGACGUACAUAGAGUGUUCGGAACCGCUGCUUUCAAUCUCGCGAGCACCCGCUUCCUUGACAACAUGACGCGGCGCGACAGGAACGACUUCGGUACGCUGACUGCACUCGAGAGAGACCAGAUUGACCAUGUCGUCGCCUUGCGUCAAACAGGCGGUGUGCCAGAUUACAAAUUCAACCAAGACUUCGUCAUGGCUUUGUUGUCCAACAUCACGACUCGGAGAAUACCACAGCCAACCACAAACUUUACAUCCAUGUUCAUUAGUGGGCAGCUCCCUAUACCGCCUUCUGCGCCGCAUACCCCAAAUCCUAUCGCUUUAACUACAAGUUCCCACCCCCAAUCCGCGAAUCUAUCUCGCCGCCCGUCAGUCGCCAGUAACGAUUCCGGUUCAUCUCAAGGCUCUAUAGUACCCUCCACAACGACCAUUCGAUGGGUUGAUAUCGGUAGGGCGUCGAAACCGGGCGACCUCGAAGAGGCAAUGAGGAAUGUUUUGGAUCAUGAAUGUAAGAGUUGCAACAACGGGCUGAAGUUGACAAAGAAGGAGUUCGAGAAGCACGAAGAGGAGCACCUCCAUGCCAUUACUUGCUGCGAUGUCGAAUGUCAGAGGAGGUUUUGUGUUGCGGAGAGGGGGUGAGACAGAGAAUAUGAGAAGAGCCGUGAUGGGAAGUCAUGAUAUUAUCAUUCCGUCAAGUCCGGAGACGGCUUGUGCUAUGAAUCAUUCUCUCUAGAGAAAACCUAUAGUUGAUUCUAGCAUGCUGAUCAGCCGCCAAAGGCUCGAGAAGCAAGCAUUGAUCUAGCAGAAGUAUUCAGAGAACUACCACUCAACUCUGCACAAAUUA
This is a messenger RNA of Aaosphaeria arxii CBS 175.79, 2805 nucleotides long. Its product is annotated as ankyrin. Gene Ontology annotation, molecular function: protein binding. The coding region runs from base 249 to 2600 and encodes 783 amino acids. Gene Ontology annotation, cellular component: cytoplasm; nucleus. Gene Ontology annotation, biological process: regulation of barbed-end actin filament capping. Lineage: Eukaryota; Fungi; Ascomycota; Dothideomycetes; Pleosporales. The transcript is spliced from 3 exons. The record is from RefSeq and is a predicted model, not a curated record.